GCGAACUCGAUUACCGCAAGCAAACCUCUUCCCUUUCUUCCUCCUUACCCCGUCUCUCUCUCUCUCCCUCCCUACCUCUCGCCGCCUCCGCCGACCUCGAUUCCUAAACCCUACCUCGCCGCCGCGGGGGGGAUCGCCUCUCGCCAUGCCGCCGCCGCGCGAGGACGCCAACGGCGCGAACGACUCCUCCGCCUCCGCUUCGGACCCCGCCCAGCCUCCGCCGCCGCAGCAGCAGCCGCCCAAGGGCAAGGCGAAGAAGAAGGAUGAGAAGAAGGACGACGACCUGUCGGAGGAGGACCAGGCGCUCAAGGAGCAGCUCGAGCUCUACGUGGUGCGGGCGCAGGACCCCGAUCCCGGCGUCCAGAAGCUCGCCCUCGAGAGCAUGAGGAAGGAGAUUCGUAGUGCGACAAGUUCAAUGACCUCUGUCCCAAAGCCUCUCAAAUUCCUUCGCCCACACUAUGGAACUCUCAAGGCUUACUUUGAGACAAUGCCAAAAUCUGAUUUGAAGAAGUAUAUGGCUGAUAUUCUUUCAGUACUGGCCCUCACAAUGUCUGCUGAAGGAGAAAGAGAGAGCCUCAAGUACCGAAUGAUAGGCUCUGAAGGUGAUAUUGGUUCAUGGGGUCAUGAAUAUGUGAGAAAUUUGGCUGGUGAAAUUGCACAAGAAUUCCAGAAGCGCCAGGAUGAUGAAACGCCAACUGAUUCCCUGACGGAACUGGUGCAGCAAAUUGUUUCAUUCCACAUGAAGCACAACGCUGAACCUGAAGCUGUGGAUCUUCUAAUGGAGGUUGAAAACCUUGAUUUGCUAGUUAAGCAUGUUGACUCCACGAAUUACAAAAGGACCUGCUUGUACCUCACUAGUUCUUCUAAAUAUCUUCCUGCGCCUGAUGACACGUUGGCACUUAGAAUAGCUUAUGACAUUUACGUGAAAUUUGGAGAUUUUGCAAAUGCUUUGCGUAUUUCUCUUCUGCUUGACAACAAGUCCCUUGUGAAGGAGAUUUUUACAGCAACCAAUGAUUUUCACCUGAAGGAGCAAUUUGCGUAUAUCAUAGCACGCCAUGGUUUAUGCACCGAGGUUGCUGAUGACAUAGCUGCAGAUGAAAAUGAGAAGGAAGCUUUGGAGGAAAUAAUUAAUAAUACUAAACUGAGUGAGGGUUACCUUACACUUGCACGAGAUAUUGAGGUCAUGGAGCCAAAAUCUCCAGAAGACAUAUAUAAGGUUCAUCUAAUUGAUGGCCGAGGGGCUACAAGCUCUAGUCUUGAUUCAGCAAGACAGAAUCUGGCGGCAACAUUUGUCAAUGCGUUCGUGAAUGCUGGAUUUGGCCAGGAUAAACUCAUGACCGCACCAUCAGAUUCUUCAGGCAGUGGUUCUUCUGGAAACUGGCUAUUCAAGAACAAGGACCACGGGAAAGCUAGUGCAGCUGCUAGCCUGGGAAUGAUUCUUCUAUGGGAUUCUGAUUCAGGACUUGCUCAACUUGACAAGUACCUGCACAGCAAUGAUAUCCAUGUUGUUGCCGGGGCUUUGCUAGGUAUUGGAAUUGUUUCUUGUGGUGUGAAGAGUGAAUGUGAUCCGGCAUAUGCUCUUAUUUCUGAGUAUUUCAGCAGGGAUGAUUCAAUUAUUCGAAUUGGAGCAAUCCUUGGUCUUGGUAUCGCUUAUGCUGGCUCCCAGAAAGAGGAGAUUAGAGAGAAGCUCACACAUUUUCUGAGUGACUCCCAAGUACCUCUGGAGGUCUUGGUCUUUUCUGCCAUCUCCUUAGGUUUGGUGUUCGUUGGCUCCUGUAAUGAAGAGGUUGCACAAACAAUCAUAUGUGUCUUAAUGGAUCGUAGUGAAGCAGAGCUUGCAGAAGCAAUUACACGCUUGCUUCCUGUUGCCCUUGGCCUUCUAUAUCUUGGAAAGCAGGAAAGUGUGGAGGCGACUGCAGAGGUUUCUAAAACCUUUGAUGAGAAGAUAAGAAAUUAUUGUGACGUGACACUGAUGUCGCUGGCAUAUGCUGGGACAGGGAAUGUGCUUAAGGUUCAAAAACUCCUUGGCAUUUGUUCUGAGCAUCUUGAGAAAGGUGAAACCCACCAAGGGCCAGCAGUUCUUGGGAUCUCUCUAAUUGCCAUGGCUGAAGAGUUAGGGGUGGAAAUGGCUGUACGUUCCCUUGAGCGUCUUUUACAGUAUGGUGAGCAGAAUAUUAGAAGGGCGGUUCCUCUAGCUCUGGGCUUGCUUUGCAUAUCCAAUCCAAAGGUAAAUGUUAUGGACACAAUGAGCAGACUGAGCCAUGAUGCAGAUGCGGAAGUUUCUAUGGCUGCAAUCAUCUCCCUGGGCUUGAUAGGGGCUGGUACAAACAAUGCCCGUUUAGCUGGGAUGCUUCGGAACCUGUCAAGUUAUUAUUACAAAGAAGCAGGACAUCUGUUUUGUGUGAGGAUUGCUCAAGGUCUAGUUCACCUUGGGAAGGGUUUGCUGACCCUCUCGCCGUACCACUCUGACCGCUUCCUUCUGUCCCCCAUCGCACUUGCUGGUCUUGUGACUGUUCUGCAUGCCUGUCUUGACAUGAAAUCCAUCAUUCUCGGGAAGUACCAUUACGUGCUUUAUAUCCUUGCCCUAGCUAUGCAGCCUAGGAUGCUAUUGACCGUGGAUGAGGAUCUCAAGCUCCUCUCUGUCCCAGUUCGUGUUGGUCAAGCGGUUGACGUUGUUGGUCAGGCGGGUAGGCCGAAGACAAUCACUGGAUUCCAGACACAUUCCACGCCCGUAUUACUUGCUGCAGGGGAGCGAGCAGAGCUAGCAACUGAAAAAUACCUUCCACUGACACCAGUUCUUGAGGGUUUUGUGAUCCUAAGGAAGAACCCAGAGUAUCAUGAAGAUUAAGGGAUAGAUGUGGCACAAACCAAGGCUGGAAGAACCUGGAGCACCAUGAAGAGGCUUGGAUCAAUAUCUAAUUGUCACGCAAGCGAGAUACAAAUAGCACGGCGAAGAGGAUGCAUAUAUCAAAUGCUUAGGGCUGAGUUGUAACAGAGUUCAGGUUGUAAUGGACCAACAUGACAGGAGAACUUUGUAAGAACUAGGAAUACAAUAGGUGGGGAGUGGGGUGUAAUACUGUAAUGCAAUGGCCGAAAACGUUUUUGACUCGCUAGACCAGAAUGAAAUGACCCGAUUUUCUUGCCACGAGCAUGUAUGUAUUCUAGUGCCUUUAUGCAUGACUA
Messenger RNA from Oryza brachyantha (malo sina), 3183 nucleotides. RefSeq names its product 26S proteasome non-ATPase regulatory subunit 2 homolog A-like. Gene Ontology annotation, biological process: regulation of protein catabolic process; proteasome-mediated ubiquitin-dependent protein catabolic process. Lineage: Eukaryota; Viridiplantae; Streptophyta; Magnoliopsida; Poales; Poaceae. Gene Ontology annotation, cellular component: proteasome complex; nucleus; proteasome regulatory particle, base subcomplex. The transcript has 25 exons. Bases 146 to 2848 code for a protein of 900 amino acids. Gene Ontology annotation, molecular function: enzyme regulator activity. The record is from RefSeq and is a predicted model, not a curated record.